AUGACACUCCAAUCUCUCGUUCCGAAACGGCAUCAUAAGGCCCUUACAAAUCCUACUGAAGCUCCCACCCCUCAUGAGCCAGGCAUUGGUGUCACCAACAAUGGAUUCGGUGACAAUAACUUCUUGCAUAUUGGCAAUGUGAUCUCCCUAGGAGGAGGCUGCUUGAUUGAUCUUCGAUUAACGGACCCCCGUCUUGACAUGAUACGUCUCUUGGAUACCAAGGGGGAUGUAAUGGCCAAGUCAUGCAGUUGGGCAUUCAAGACCCCCGAGUUUGCCUCGUGGAACAGCAGCCACCAGCACAAUCUGCUCUGGAUAAACGGCGGUCCUGGAAAAGGAAAGACGAUGCUUACGAUGGGGUUCAUCGAGGUGUUGGUCCCCAAAGCCAAGACUGGCCCUUCUCCACGAGCCGUGGCAUACUUCUUUUGCCAACGUAUCGAUCCGCGGUUAAGAAGCGGGACUUCUGUCCUGCGAGGCCUGCUCUAUCGCCUCGUUAUGGAAUGUCCUGCAAUUGUCAAGCUUAUUCAGGGCAGAUGGGAUGCUGCUGGCCGCUCAUUGUUUGAGGAUACCAAUUCUUUCUACGCUCUGUCCGAAAUCGUCCACGAGAUUGCCCAAGACUCGUCGCUUCCUAUGAUUACCUUCAUUAUCGAUGCGCUGGACGAAUGCGAAGAUGAGCUCCCGCAGCUUCUUAAACUUGUUGUAUCUACGGCGGCAUCAUCUCGCAUCAAGUGGUUGGUUUCCAGCCGCCCUCAUCCGAAAAUCGAAAUCAGACUCAAACAAGCGAAAGGAUCGAACCUCGAUCUUGAAAUCAAUGCCAAACAGGUUGCUAGUGCCGUCGAUAACUACAUCGAGGAGAAAACCACGGCACUUGCCAGGACAAAGAAUUAUGAUGAGAAUCUUUAUCUCACGGUACUCAAGCACCUGAAGACCGGAGCAGAAGGCUCCUUCCUUUGGGUAUCACACCUAUGCAACACUUUGGAGAAAGCACCGCGCCGCAAAACGAUAUCCAUUCUCGAGAUAUUCCCAGCCAGCCUACAAUCUGCAUACCAUGAAGGCUGGACACAGAUGCAACACAUGAACGAUGGAGAAGACCUGAAACUAUGCAUCCACAUUCUAGGCUCAAUGGUCGCCUCCCGCCAGUCAGUACGACUAGCCGAUAUUGCUUCGCUUGCUAGACUCCCGGCGGGAUUUGCGAAGGAUACAGAAUCAAUCAAGGAACUGGUCCAACUGUGUGGCUCGUUCUUGAUUAUUCAGGGCGAUGCUGUUGAUUUUGUUCAUAGCUCUGCUCGAAGCUACCUCGGUGGUAUUCCUGAGUUUCAGAAUUGUGGCGCGUCGAAGAGACCGGGUUUUCUAUGA
Aspergillus ruber CBS 135680 is the source of this 1353-nucleotide messenger RNA. RefSeq lists its product as uncharacterized. The record is from RefSeq and is a predicted model, not a curated record. Bases 1 to 1353 code for a protein of 450 amino acids. Lineage: Eukaryota; Fungi; Ascomycota; Eurotiomycetes; Eurotiales; Aspergillaceae. The transcript has 2 exons.